UCACUUAUUUCGUGUCAUCGUUGCCUUCCUCCCUCUCUACCCUGUGCAACACUACGCUACCAUGUCACUUCACAGUGCACCCACUGUGGUAGACUCGAAGAUGGACCUCGAGAGCCAAGAGUUGAGCGCUUCGACCGCCAUGAGCAGUCGACAAGUGAGCCUCCAAACGCAAUGUGAGCCGUCAUUGGACACCGCGGACGACGUUUCCUGUACCGGCACUUCCUACGGAGACGAGAAAGACGAUGAAAGCGCUUCCGAAGAGUCGAUUGCAGGAUACGAGAAUCAGUUGGUUGGAUACUCCAAAGUCCUCGUCAUUUCCGUACUCCUCAUGUUUGCGCUUUCCAUGGGACACAUCGCGUUUCUCUUGGUGCGCGGAAAAGAGAGGCGGGAUCUAGAAAAUCACUUCCAGGCGGUCAGUUCUGAGGUCGCUAGACUGGGCCAGGAAAAGGCUCAGCAGAUCUUUCACAGAUUGGAGUCCCUCAGUGCUUCCAUCACGUUCCAUGCCGAAGCAGGCGACCUGGCAUGGCCUUUUAUCGUCCUUCCGGACUUUUACAGCUACACCCUCCCGCUUGUCACUGGUGACCGACCGCUGCUUUCCACCAUCUCCCUCCAUCCUAUGGUCCACGACCAGCAACGGAAGGCAUGGGAAGAAUUCUCCCAGUACACUUACCAACAAUGGUUUAGGGAAAGUCACUUGUACGAGUCUCAGGUCCUCGCCACGCACAGCCAUGAAUCCCCAAGCCUUGUCACCAAGAAUCCUACGGACGCUAGCUGGAACCUAUCUGACACUUGUCCUCAUAUUUGGAUGGGAGCCAACGACACCCUGUCAACUGCAUCCACCCAUAACACCAGUUUGAGCCACUUCUGUUUGCCAUCUACAACUUCUCCUUCCUACUUCCCAUUCUGGCAACAUGCUCCAUUGUCAGGCUACAAAGCUUCUUUGGUAAAUCUUGACGCCUCCACUCAAUCUCCUUUCAAUGAUGGAACCAUCAUAGACACCGUCAUUGGAGAUGGGCGGCCAGUCUUGACGGAUACUUUCGACUUGAGUCCUAUGCAGUACAACCUCAGUGAUUCUGAUCGAUCCAUUCCACACACAACCGAGCUCAAGGAACCCCACGUUUACGUUCUCCAGUCGGUGCAAGAUCGGCUGAAGGGAGAUGACAGCAAGAACUCCACAGUGGUGGCAUUCCUCGCUGCAUCCAUGCGCUGGGGAGCCCUCUUUGAAGAAUUGUUACCAACCUACUACGAAACGGGAAUCAUGAUUGUCACCAAGAGUUCCUGUAAGUCCGACGACUACAGACACACCUACCUUCUCAAGCAAGGCAAGGUCCAGUUCCUUGGUCACGAGGAUCUUCAUCCCCGAGUCAGAGCGCUGAGAAUGCCCAUGAUCCCUCAAUUCGAUAUCAUGCCCCAGGGUACGGGGGCUGGUAUGGAGAUGAUGAAUGAGACAACCUCCAGCGGUGACAUCCACCCCGGGUGCCGCUACACGAUGAAAGUGUAUCCCUCGAAUGAUUGGCAAGACCACUACUACACACGCUACCCAUUCUUUUAUGCCCUCGCCGCCGUUGGCUGCUUCAGUCUGUCCUGUAUCAUGUUUCUAUUCUAUGAAUGGCACGUUCAGGUGCGGCAAGAUGCCGUUAUGGAUGCGGCUACCCGAACCAACAAACUUGUCUCCAACUUGUACCCUACCUCCGUGAAGAAUAAGCUCUUGGAAGAGGUUGACAGGACCAACCACACGAAUACAGAAGCAACUUGGGGCAAGACAAAGAGAUUUGGAACAGGGCGGCAAAGCUUUCAACGCAAAUCCAAACUGGACGGAUCCGAGACCUCAGCAACCGGUGCCAGCGAACAGCUGUUUGGGUCCGACCCCAUUGCGGAGCUAUUCCCAGAGAGUACCAUCAUGUUUGCUGACCUUGCAGGCUUCACUGCAUGGAGCAGUAAGAGAACCCCGACAGAAGUGUUUAUCCUCUUGGAAAACUUGUAUCAUGCAUUUGACGAAGUUGCUCGACGAAGAAAAGUAUUCAAGGUCGAAACUAUUGGUGACUGCUACGUUGCCGUUUGCGGUGUUCCGUCACCAAACAAGCAACACGCAGUUGUCAUGGCCCGCUUUGCGACGGAUUGCCGCCGCCGAAUGAUUGAGUUAGUCUCGGGUGAGCUUCAAACCAAGCUCGGCGAUGACACGAACAGCCUGGCCCUUCGGACGGGUCUUCACAGCGGCAGCGUCACAGCUGGUGUCCUUCGUGGGGACAAAAGCAGGUUCCAGCUCUUUGGCGAUACAAUGAACACAGCAUCGAGGAUGGAGUCGACAGGAACCAAGGGCAAGAUCCAAUGCUCUUCUGCGACCGCUUCCCUUCUGGCUGCGGCUGGGAAGAAGUCGUGGCUGCGUCCCCGAGAAGAAAAGGUGCACGCCAAAGGAAAGGGUACAAUGGAAACGCAUUGGUUGGAAAUCAGUGCUCGGUCGAACAGCGCCUCUUCAGGUAGCGGUAUCGGGGAUAUGGACUCCCAAAGAAUUGAAUGAGCGUGAGAUGAUAUGAAAUGAUCAUUCCUCAAGCCAGGAACUGUGAUCAAUCUUCGAGGGGUUACAUGAUAUGCAUGAUAGACAUCAUUAUUUGGAGCUUGUUAUCCACGUUCCACGUUCCACGCCACGCAACCAUAACGAACUACUAGUAGUUGGCGUGCUGUACCAGCUAGCUAGUAGUAGUUGGUUAGCCGGAGGGAAAUAAGAUCCUGCAGCCAGGUACCAUGGUACACGCGUAUGCAGCCACUUCCGCGGGCUUGUUUUUGCGUCUUGUCGCCACACUGGCUGGGGAUACCGGUACUACUAGUAGGCUCCAGCCACCAUGGCCAGCACCAUAGCAAAAGCAGUGCCAGCUUUGAAGCGAUCGAAUCGAAUCGAUAAU
Seminavis robusta is the source of this 2900-nucleotide messenger RNA. Lineage: Eukaryota; Bacillariophyta; Bacillariophyceae; Naviculales; Naviculaceae. The record is from the annotation of a GenBank genome assembly.